Pristis pectinata (smalltooth sawfish) is the source of this 1488-nucleotide messenger RNA. RefSeq names its product divergent protein kinase domain 2B (gene dipk2b). The transcript is spliced from 5 exons. The record is from RefSeq and is a predicted model, not a curated record. NCBI's taxonomy places the organism in Eukaryota, Metazoa, Chordata, Chondrichthyes, Rhinopristiformes, Pristidae. Bases 169 to 1479 code for a protein of 436 amino acids.
ACCAGAUUAUCAGCAUGCUCCAUAUUUCCUCUCAGAACAAUCCACACAGAAAUGGAGCUUAUUGGACUGACAGCAUCGUCACUUCAGUUUUCAUAACUACGUGCCAAAAAUAUUCCAAUAACGAUUUACAUUUAACUUUCUGAAUAUGUGUUGCUGCACAGUUGAUGAAUGUGUAUAAAGCAGUUAAAAGAUAAAAGUGUGGACGACUUGGCAAAUAUGUGGACUUGUACCAUUUGGUUCUUAAUGUUUCUGGCACCCUGGGAAAUAAGUUUAAACAUAAGAGCUGAAGACAUUACUAACAUAACAAAGCUGAAACCAGUCUACAACUUUGGCAAGAACUUUCUGGGUUUGGAUAAGUGUAAUGCCUGUAUCGGAACAUCGUUGUGCAAAAAAUUCUUUGAAGAAAAAAUCAGAUUUGAGAACUGGCUAUCUGCAGAUUUGAGACUCCCCCCCAGCUACAGGAACACUUACUUUGCCAAUUAUAGCGUUGAUGCUGAGACCUGGAAGCCAGUCGUCAUUUCUCGAUUACAAAGCACAUAUCAGAAUGAACUUUCUGAUCAGAAAAUCUGCAUCUCAGCAGCAAAGAAAGUUGCGUGCAGCAUUGAAAAUGUCCUCAGAGCCACAGAGCGUUUCCAGAAAUGGCUCACAGCUGAUCGGCUGACUGUUGAGCUGGUCCAGAGUCUCCCUAGCCCCUUGCUGAGAUGCCCAUCCCAGCGGCUAUUGGACCGGAUCGUUCGACGUUAUGCUGAAGUGAGGGAUUCAGGUAGUGUCCUGAUGCGACAUUUCACUGAUCGAGACAAACUGCGCCUGCUCUAUACAUUGUCUGUCAACACCCAUCCUAUUGUCCUACAGCUUUUUCCAGGGAUAGAAGGAUGGCCAUUUUUGCGAUACUUUGGAUCUUGUGGUCGAGUAAUUGUGACUCCAUGGACAAAAUCCAUCAAAGAGUUUUACAAUGCAUCCUCUAAAGUCACUGCUGAUGUUGCUUACCAGCUUCUACAUAUUACUCACUUGCUGGGAAACAAUGACUUGAAUUAUUUCAUGUACUAUACCAGUGUCCGCAGUAACAUGUUUGGCACCUUUGAGGAUGGACGACUUUACAUUAUAGACACUAGCACAAUAGGCAUCAUUGACAAACUGGAAGAUAAGAAAUUCAUCCAUGGAAAAAAGGAUGUCUUCUCGUGUUUGACUUCAGACUGUAAAACUGAUUUUUCACCUUGUGGGAACAUCAGUGAGGCACAAAACUUCAUCAAGGUGUGCAGAGACCUCCUGCCUCACCUAGUGGUAGGCAAAUUUGGCUCUUCGCCAACUGUGCAGAACCAAAUAGACAGAUAUCUGAGUCUCUGCAGUGAUGAGAUGCUCUCCACGAAGGCUAUCCUUGAGGCAGCCAGUUGGCUUAUGGAACUCUUAAAAUCCUUACGUUCUUGUGAUCCUCGUUUUGAAUACAGAUAUCCAGAAUGCAAAUACAAUAAAGAAUACUAAUACCCUGAA